AUGUCUUCCUCGGGGGCUGCAGCCAUCGCACGUGGCGUUCAGAAGCUGUUCGUCGGCAAUCUUCCGUGGACGGUUAGCACCAAGGAACUGAAGGCGUACUUUUCAAGGUUUGGACACGUGCAUUCUUCCAAUGUUAUCUACGAUAAGACGACAGGGUUGAGUCGUGGCUACGGAUUCAUCGUGUUCAGCACACGAGAUGGCUACACUAAUGCCACAAAUAAUCGGAAUCAUUCGCUGGAAGGACGCUUGUUGGAUGUGCAACCGGCUGCCUCCUGAUUGCCAUUAUUUUAACAGUAGUUUCGUGUUAGGUCCAUAAUGUAGUGAUAGAAUACUGAGCAAACACUACGUACAAACGUAGUAAUAACAUUUAGAUGUAGCAACGA
Uranotaenia lowii is the source of this 383-nucleotide messenger RNA. Its product is annotated as SRA stem-loop-interacting RNA-binding protein, mitochondrial-like. The record is from RefSeq and is a predicted model, not a curated record. The transcript has a single exon. Lineage: Eukaryota; Metazoa; Arthropoda; Insecta; Diptera; Culicidae. Gene Ontology annotation, molecular function: mRNA binding. The coding region runs from base 1 to 276 and encodes 91 amino acids.